AUGCCGCAACUCGGAAGUCAAACCUUCAAACUACAAGGAUGUAGUUUCAACAUAAACGUACAGGACGUCCUGAAGGCAUUCUUUAGGAUCGAGUUAGUGGGAGGAGAUAAUGAAAGCGGGGAGGAGCUCGCCGGGAUAUCCGAAUCGAAAAUUGAUGUCGACGAUCCUACAUUGGAUAAAAAUGUUGCUCCGGCUCAAAAGAAUGAGAGUGAGAAAGACCAGGUGAACGCUAUGGCCAAGCUCAAAGAGCGGUUGGAGUUGGCCGAGAUGAAUUGCUCAAUGCUGGAAGAGCUAUACCUAAGGUAUAGAGUUCGUUGGUUGGAGGAAAACUAUCGAGUAAGGGCGUUGAAAGUAUACGCGCCGGAUGGAGUCAAUACUCACUCUCCCCGUCAAAUCACAUGCGACGCCCCCUCUCCUGCACAAAGCGAAUAUGAUGCUGAACUUCAGGGCCAAGAGUAA
Molecule: messenger RNA, 459 nt
Organism: Suillus clintonianus
Lineage: Eukaryota; Fungi; Basidiomycota; Agaricomycetes; Boletales; Suillaceae
Exons: 4
Coding region: 1-459 (152 amino acids)
Source: RefSeq, a predicted model, not a curated record